AGUUGUGAUAGUGAGUUCACCCUGCACCCGGAAAACAACAUUUAAUUUGUCCUUGGUAGAGGUGGACUAGAGGUGGACUUAUACCAACUUGGUCAUCUUCUCAUCGAAGUCCACGAAGUGCAUUUUUACAUAAAACAACACUUUUCACUGAAAAAUGGACCCGCCAACUGUGUGAAAUUCCCUGCUACACGACGACCCUGAAGAUAUUCACUGAUUCAUGAGAAACAUGAUUCCACUCGUGAAGAAUUACAACAACCUCCUUGAAAACAUGAUUGAUUCCGAUACCGUCCUACCGCUCCCCUGUCCUUCUUCCCUUUCAUAAAAACGGGUCGCCAACGUUUAUCUUCUUGUAUACGCUGAUUAGCCAUGUCUCCAUCAAUGUGGUGAACAGGGUCGUCGAGCAGCCUUUCGUCAGUAAGAUGUAUACGAACGACUUGGUAGUAGACGGUGAGACCACUUCUAGCAAGGUAGACGGUGAGACCACUUCUAGCAAGGUAGACGCGACACGCAAGGUUGGGUCAUACUCUCGAAAAUUGAACGUCGGAGGAGGAGAUGGUAUUAUUAAGGCUCCCUCUGUACUAGGGGUUGCGACAGACGAAAAAGUAUAGACUGCGAAGGUGGAUUUUGGAAGAUUUAGAUAGAUGCAUAGGCCCUCGAAUCGCGUUUUUCAUCGAAUAGAAUCACUGGUGUGUAAGGAAGGAGUCACUUUCUAUGAGAAGACAUGAAGCAGGAAAACGUAGUUGCUAGUAUAGUGUUUUCAAAGUAUCGUCACGAAGCUCAUAAUACAUAGUAGAGCCGCUCAUAAAGCACAUAAAGAAGCUUAGCCGGAUAGCAUUCUGUCGUUUGAUCUACGACGCCCUCAUCGAUUAUAGUAGAGCAACUUCGAGUGCAAGGUUUGGCGCAACCAACUUUUUUUAGGCUCGGACUAAGGUUGUCCAUAAUCUGAAAUAGAGAUCCCAACUCGAGGAGAUGAGAACACCAGAUGAACUUGCGCUAUUUUAUACUUCGU
Amoebophrya sp. A25 is the source of this 1009-nucleotide messenger RNA. Lineage: Eukaryota; Dinophyceae; Syndiniales; Amoebophryaceae. The record is from the annotation of a GenBank genome assembly.